Molecule: messenger RNA, 3411 nt
Organism: Saccharomyces eubayanus
Lineage: Eukaryota; Fungi; Ascomycota; Saccharomycetes; Saccharomycetales; Saccharomycetaceae
Gene: BEM3
Product: GTPase-activating protein BEM3
Exons: 1
Coding region: 1-3411 (1136 amino acids)
Biological process (GO): regulation of GTPase activity; signal transduction
Cellular component (GO): cytoplasm
Molecular function (GO): phosphatidylinositol binding
Source: RefSeq, a predicted model, not a curated record
AUGUCAAAUAAUUUGACCACUACGCAUGGUGGCAGUACUACCCUUGAAUUACUAGCACAGUACAAUGACCAUAGAUCGCAAAAGGACAAGAGUAUAGAACACAUAGAAAAAGGAACGUCUUCAGAAAAUGAUAAUAGACCCUCAUAUGAUGAAAUAUUCACGGAAAAUAUCAAACUAAAGUUACAAGUCCAAGAAUACGAAUCUGAAAUUGAGAGUUUAAAAAAAGUCAUUGACAUUUUGCAAAAAAAUAGAGAAGCGUCCUUAGACGUGGUACUAGAACAGGUCCAGAAUGAUUCGAUAGACUCGCAUGUCCCUGAACAGUCUUUUGUGUUACCUCCGAGAUCUGCUGAAAGGAAAACGCACAACAAGAGCCUAAAUUUGUCUAUACCGACAUUGUCUCCUUCAUUGCAACAAGGUAAUAGUAUCCCUUCUGAAACGAUUGUAACGCCCACAAUACCUCAAAUAGAUGUUACGUCAAAUUCGAACCCUAACCGGUCGAGUACUUCAAUAAGUAGGAAGCAUUUACAAAAUAUGAUACUGAGCGAGGAAAUAGAAACUAACAGUGGAUAUUCGUCGCCCAAAACUGUUAGUAGGUCCGCAUCGAGUCCUACGAAAGUAAAAUCGGAGCGAUCAGCUAGCCCGGCUGCAUCAGUAACAUACACGACUUCUAGAAUAACCAUAAAAUCGCCCAACAAGACUCCAAAAUCCCCAUUACAAGAACGUUUACGUUCACCACAAAACCCCAACAGAAUGACAGCUGUCAUCAAUAACCAUUUACAUUCACCACUGAAGGCUGCUACGUCAAACAAUUUAGACGAGCUGACUGAAUGUCAAGGCCAACAACUCUCUAAAAACAUCAUGCAGAAGAAUGAGCACGCCUAUUCUUCUGUAACCUCUUCCGCGUAUACCAAUGCAACACCCUCUUCAUUAACCAAAAGUCCAUUAUCACAUUCGAAAACUAAAGAGAAUAGUAACGAUACGUCGAAUUUUUCUCCAGCAUCAAAAGAGAAACUUAAUAAUUUUACACAAUUACUUGACUCUUCAUUUGGCGAAGAAGAUCCGGUUAAACCAGAAAUAAAAGGUUCUGCAAUUGCAAAGCCAAUAAUGAAUGAAAGUCUACCUCCACCACCAGCACCUCCAACGUUUUUUUCACCUACCUCCAACACUGAUGGGAAAGACACUACUCCACUAUCAAGCCAUUUGGCAUCGCCAGUGAUCUUAAACAGAAAAGAUGAUGUUGUUAAUCCCAAUGGUGCAAGCAAUUUGAGGAACCCUGCCUUAACUUCCUCACUUUCCAGCCCUUCCACAAAAUCAUCAGCAGCAAGUCAAAAUACUUCUCUCCCCUCAAAUCCCCCCACAGAGGCUCUGUCAAAACAAAAACAGUCUGUAGAGACUGCGUCUAUCAAUUCGAACAAUACUGCUAAUACAUUCAACUCAAAUUCUCAAGGCUCCAGUAAAACUUUCAGAAGACCACACGCAAGUAGCGUUAGCACGGUUAAAUCUGCUGCUCCAAGCUUUAAAUCGGAAAUUCCAUUAUUCGUGCAACCAGAGGACUUUGGUACCAUUCAAAUUGAAGUAUUGAGCACGUUGUACAAGGAAAACGAAGAUGAUUUAUCAACGUUGUUUGCUAUCAUAGACAGGAAAUCCGGUAAAGAAAUGUUCGAAUUCUCGAAAUCGAUUCAUAAAGUCCGAGAAUUAGAUGUUUAUAUGAAGUCUCAUAUUCCUGAUUUGCCAUUGCCCUCGUUACCUGAUAGACAAUUUUUCCAAACUUUAUCACCUGUGAAGGUAGAUACGAGAAGAAAUAUUUUGAAUCAAUACUAUACAAGCAUAUUUAGUAUCCCCGAGUUCCCACAAAAUGUUGGCUUGAAAAUUGCUCAAUUUAUUAGUACAGACACAGUAAUGACACCCCCGAUGAUGGAUGAUAAUAGAAAAGAUGGAUCACUUUUAUUAAGAAGGCCAAAAACUCUAACAGGUAAUAGUUCAUGGAGGGUUCGGUACGGUGUCCUGCGCGAUGACGUCUUACAACUACUUGAUAAAAACCAAGCGAUGGAAACGAUUAGGCUGAGACAAGCGUCUAUAGAACUCAUACCCAAUCUUCCUGAAGACAGGUUUGGUACCAAGAACGGAUUUUUAAUCACAGAGCAUAAGAAAAGCGGACUAUCAACUUCAACAAAGUACUAUAUUUGUACUGAAACGCCUAAGGAACGUGAAUUGUGGCUUUCUGCAUUCAGUGAUUUCAUAGAUCCUUCACAGUCUGUGUCACUAUCAAAUUCAAGGAAUAUAACUUACGCAAACGAUACAGAUUCUGCAUCUCAUUUGAGUGCAAAUUCACAUUUCUCCAAAUUUGGAAAUACAACCACAUCAGCAACUGAGACUCCAUCAUAUGUUACAGAUUUAACACAGGAGUAUAGCAGUAAUAAUAACAAUAACAAUAAUCACAUGGUGAAUGGUGAAAAUAUUGAUACUAAUUUGCCAUCACAUUCUAAUCCUCUUGCCAAUCCAACUUUCAGUGCAGAUGAAGAGAAAGAUAAUAGAAGAGUCAAAAUGAGAAGUUUGUUCCCAUUCAAAAAAUUAACCGCUCCGACAAGUGCGAUGAACCACUUGGGUAUCACAGUCUCGAACGAUUCUGAUUCACCAACAUCCCCUGAUUUUGUCAUCAGAUCGCCAAGCAAAAAGUUAAUGGAUAUCCCAAAGACGACAAACUCUUUUUCAAUGGGCUAUUCAACCGCUGUAGUAUUUGGGUCAUCAUUGGAAACAUGUUUGAGAUUGAGUUCGCAUAAAUAUCAGAGUGUUUAUGAUUUGCCAAGUGUUGUUUAUCGUUGCUUAGAGUACCUUUAUAAAAAUCGUGGAAUUCAGGAAGAAGGUAUAUUUAGGCUAAGCGGAUCGAGCACUGUCAUCAAAACCUUACAAGAAAGAUUCGAUAGAGAGCAUGAUGUCGAUUUAUGCCGUUACAAUGAAAUCAUUGAAGCUAAGGACGAUGGAACGUCUCCAAGUUUAUACAUCAGUGUGAACACUGUGAGUGGACUACUGAAACUUUACCUGAGAAAUUUGCCUCAUUUAUUGUUUGGUGACGAGCAAUUUUUGUCUUUUAAGAGAGUAGUAGAUGAAAACCAUAAUGAUCCUGUUCAAGUUUCAUUAGGAUUUAAAGACUUAAUUCAGUCAGGUGUAGUACCACACGCUAAUAUGUCAUUGAUGUAUGCCCUUUUCGAACUAUUGGUAAGGAUCAAUGAAAACAGCAAGUUUAAUAAGAUGAAUCUAAGAAAUUUAUGCAUUGUAUUCUCUCCAACCUUGAAUAUUCCAAUUACUAUGCUCCAACCAUUUAUUACUGAUUUUGCAUGUAUAUUUCAGGGUGAAGACCCAAUCAAAGAAGAGGAAAGAGAGAAAGUAGAUAUACACAUUCCUCAGGUUUGA